GUGCACAAACCCAUGUGUAUCCUUAUGACAGAAGAGUGAAAGCUUUACGAGUCAUCGCAAGGGUCAUGAUAUAAAUUGAUUUUAUUAUUUUAAGUUGUUUUUUUUAUUCCCUCUAACGCGAACCUAUUAUUCUAUGGAGAUACCGUGUGUUUUACGUAGCCUCGGGUCUUGCAGAAGGGCACUCUUGGGAGUGUUGAGACAGGCAGGGACAGUCAGAGGUUGCAGUUUGUACUCUCAUGUUGGUCGGGGAGUUAAAUCAAGAUGGACCCACAGAUCUUUAUUGGGUUACACCAGGAGACCCAUCUGCAGCGGUGGAUCAUUUCGACUUUCAUCCACUGAUGCAACACAAGCCACGUUAUCCAGCGUAGCUCCUGUAUUUUCUAUUGUGAAAUUUGACACAGAGGGAAACAUCAUGUCUUUUGAAAGGAAAAAAACUGAAUUGUACCAGGAGUUAGGUCUUCAAGCUCGAGAUUUAAGAUUCCAGCAUCUGAUGAGUAUCACCUCUAGGAAUAAGAGGAUUAUACUAAGAAUGGAGUUUCUAAAAGCUGUUAUAACCUCUGAGUAUCUUCUGAUAUUGGAUUAUCGGAACCUCCACUUGGAUCACUGGUUAUUCAGAGAACUUGCCCCCCAGUUAGCAGGCGAAGGUCAACUGGUCACCUAUUCCUUGCCUUUUGAAUUCAGAGCUUUAGAAGCUAUUCUGCAGCAUAGGAUGAGCACUCUUCAGGGAAGACUUCAGUAUUUGCAACCUUAUAUCCUGGAAACCUUGGAAGCUUUGGUGGAUCCCAAGCUACUGUCCAUAGACAGGAGCAAAUUGCACGUUUUGCUGCAAAAUGGAAAAAGCUUGUCAGAAUUGGAAACGGACAUUAAAGUUUUCAAAGAAACAAUACUAGAAAUCCUCGAUGAAGAUGAAUUAAUUGAGGAUUUGUGUCUCACCAAGAUGGCAUAUCCUCAGGUCCUUGAAGAGAGCGCUUCCAGAAUUGACCAUGCAGAGGAAAUGGAACUGCUUCUGGAGAACUAUUAUAGACAAGCAGACGACCUCGCCAAUGCUGCCAGAGAGCUCAGGGUUCUGAUUGAUGACUCUGAAAGUGUCAUCUUCAUCAACCUGGACAGCCAUCGCAAUGUAAUGAUGAGACUGAACUUACAGUUGACUAUGGGGACUUUCUCACUCUCUCUUUUUGGCCUAAUUGGGGUUGCAUUCGGAAUGAAUCUGGAGUCUUCAUUUGAAGAGAAUCCUCAAGUAUUUUGGUUGGUUACUGGAAUAAUGUUUCUGGGAAGUGGAUUAAUCUGGCGACGCUUACUUUCAUUUCUUGGAAGACAUCUGGAGCCGUCUUUACCCCCUCCGGUCCCAUCACUGCUAAAGAGGCCGUACCCUGUGAGCGGAAGAGUUGAAACCAGGAAUGGGAAUAAACUGGAAACAUUUGUGUCGAAUAGGAGUAACAUGUCUGGCAGAUAACCCUCAGCCCACAAAUGUAUACUGUGACUGUUACAAUGACAUAUUACCUCUGAGAGGGAAGUCGGCAGUGGAUCAAGUGGACUUUCAAGAAAUUCAACUUCAUUUAAUAUCCUCAAAUCAUUGCAUGGGGUUUUAACACAGUGUCCAUCAUGGUCAGCCCUGUUGUCUCAGGAUAGCAUUGCACAACGUGUCUGGCUUCCCUUCAGCUGCACGCGGUACCUACUCAGGAAUAACACUUAACACACCACGCUGU
Messenger RNA from Spea bombifrons (plains spadefoot toad), 1706 nucleotides. RefSeq names its product magnesium transporter MRS2 (gene MRS2). The record is from RefSeq and is a predicted model, not a curated record. Lineage: Eukaryota; Metazoa; Chordata; Amphibia; Anura; Pelobatidae. Gene Ontology annotation, biological process: mitochondrial magnesium ion transmembrane transport. Bases 134 to 1453 code for a protein of 439 amino acids. Gene Ontology annotation, molecular function: magnesium ion transmembrane transporter activity. Gene Ontology annotation, cellular component: mitochondrial inner membrane. The transcript has 11 exons.